AUGACUGUCCGCUUAGAAUCUCAUACCAUGCAAAGCCACGCCAAGAACCCCGGGCAGGCCUCGGAACCCGGUGACGCCGACGCCAAGUCAAGAGCUCAUCCUACCCAGGUCCGCUUUUCGUCCAUCACUGAGGAAAUUGAACCAUCACGGUCGGAAUUGUCCCCUGUACCUGAGCAAGUGCCACAGCACCCAAACGGACACACGGUACCUACCGACGAGGAGCAAUUACGGUCGCUGGCGAUGUCCCUGCAGGGCACCCAGCUUCAGGAGUCGCGUCUACGGAAUUUCUCCUUUGACCCCAUGUCUCUUCCGUCCUCCAGGGUUGCGUCUCGAGACUCGAGCGAUCGUAGCGGGCAUCUCACCGGUGCCUUUACAUCUCCACAUGCCUCUCCGCCCGUCUCCGCCGUGCAGUCGCCCCCUCUAACCCCGGCUGCAACCCAUUCCCGCGAAGGCAAAACCAGCGAUAUUACUUCUGCGAAUGGCCCCAGUCGACCCCACGUGCACACACAUUUCACCCCCGAACCAUCUCCCCCAGUUGGAUCCACCGACAUGCACGGCACGCCCAGACCCAUUUCAUCCUCCCGACCCUCGUCCACCGAUCAUCUGCCCACCAGACAAAGCGAAGGUUCCGACCGACCUCUUAAUGCCAACCAACUGCCCAGACAUCGUGCGCAAUUCUUUAUCGGGCACGAUUCCCAGGAAGAAAGCCCGCCCCCUACCCCAAGAGACUCCAUCACCCCGCCCGGGGCUAUGACCCCUGCCGGCGAACCUAAUGACCCAUAUGCACGCCACAAGCGGCCGCCUCAAAGCAACAAUCUCUCCCAGUUGGACCCCCGGUUCAUCUUCAGUGGUCGGGAUGCUAAGCGAUCAUUCCGUCCGGCAACUCCUCGGUCCACCAGCGCAAGUGACCUAAGCAAACCCAGCGAGAAGCGGAGCAUAUUCAGCCAUAGCAAGAAAGAUCACAGCAAUGACAAGCACAGCCACGGUCUUUCACAUCAUCAUGGCUCUAUGUCUGAGCUGAAGCGGUUUUUCAAGAUGGGCCAUCGCAGCAAGCGAUCCGAGUCCCCGACCUCUAUGCCAAAGAAGUCGAGUCGAUCAUCUGGAAAGUCCACUCCCCCAUAUCAGAUGGCUCCGGACAAUGUUCCAUUUGCGGAUGAUCAUGGGCUGAAUUCCAAGUAUGGAAAAAUGGGCAGAGUACUUGGGUCUGGCGCCGGUGGCUCCGUACGUCUUUUGAAGCGCAACAGUGACGGUGUGACUUUUGCUGUGAAGCAAUUCCGAGAUCGUCACAGUUGGGAGAGCCUGAAAGAGUAUUCCAAGAAGGUGACUGCGGAGUUCUGCAUUGGCUCCACCUUGCACCAUGGCAAUAUCAUCGAGACACUGGAUAUUAUCCAAGAAGGUCCUCAUUGGUAUGAGGUCAUGGAAUAUGCGCCGUUCGAUCUGUUUGCCAUUGUGAUGACAGGCAAAAUGAGCAAGGAGGAGAUUGCUUGCUCUUUCAAGCAGAUCCUGAGCGGCGUGGCAUACAUCCACGGCAUGGGUCUGGCCCACCGUGAUUUGAAGCUGGAUAAUGUGGUGGUCAAUGACCGUGGCAUUAUGAAGCUCAUUGAUUUUGGAAGUGCAGUCGUCUUCCGCUAUCCUUUUGAGGACGACAUUGUCCUUUCUUCUGGCAUUGUCGGCUCGGAUCCCUAUCUUGCUCCUGAGGUCUACGAUGAGAAGAAAUAUGACCCCCGCCCCACGGAUGUUUGGUCGCUGGCGAUCAUCUUCUGCUGCAUGACAUUACGCCGCUUCCCAUGGAAGCAACCGCGCACAACCGACAACUCCUACAAAUUGUUUGUUGCCACUCCGACACCGGGCACCAUGGGUCCGGACUCCGACCCUCGCCGUAAGCCUAGAUCGAGCCCCGAUCUUCCCUCUCAGGGCCAGGAGAACAGGCAUAUUACUCCUGGCUCGAGCGGACCUUCAGACCAUUCCGGAACGGAGCAGAAUGGGAAUGCAAACGGCAGCAAGCCAGAUUCCCCGCAGGAUCAGGGCGAUCGCUCUCCCGACACUGCACAGAAGCAGAUCAGCGAAACCAGCAACGCCCCCAGUGACAAACCUCCUGAAAAACCCACCCGCACAACCAGCAAGGAGGCACCCCCGCUUCCCCCCGGAUCCGCUCAGGCUUCUGCCCAGCGCCAGGAAGUUAUCAAGGGCCCAUGGCGACUUCUCCGAAUCCUGCCGCGGGAAAGCCGGCACAUCAUAUCUCGCAUGCUGAAGGUCAACCCGAAGGAACGAGCGACACUUGACGAGGUUUUAUCGGACGAGUGGGUGAGAAGCAUCAUUGCAUGCUCACAGGAUGGAACUGGAGAGAUUAUCAGCGCCCCGGGUCAUACACACGUUCUGGAGCCCCCGUCCCAGAGCCCGCCGGUGGCUAGCAGAGCUAACAGGGCCAGGUAA
Molecule: messenger RNA, 2433 nt
Organism: Penicillium bovifimosum
Lineage: Eukaryota; Fungi; Ascomycota; Eurotiomycetes; Eurotiales; Aspergillaceae
Exons: 3
Coding region: 1-2433 (810 amino acids)
Biological process (GO): intracellular signal transduction; protein phosphorylation
Molecular function (GO): ATP binding; protein serine/threonine kinase activity
Source: RefSeq, a predicted model, not a curated record